Molecule: messenger RNA, 1083 nt
Organism: Symbiodinium sp. CCMP2592
Lineage: Eukaryota; Dinophyceae; Suessiales; Symbiodiniaceae
Source: the annotation of a GenBank genome assembly
AUGCAUGCAGCGCUUGUGUGCGGUGGCUGCUUAGAUGCAUGGCAGUGUGGGUUCGCAACAGGCGUUGGUUUAUGGAUUUCGAAUGAGUCACGACAGGUUAAAUUGCCAGGUUUACAGCCUCGAUUCCAUGUUCGAAGGGGAAGUGGGUUGAUAAUCGGCUGUGCCAGUCUGCUACAACCCGCUGGUUUGCUUCUCAAAGCCUCACUGCAAGUACCCAACAUUGAGGUCGCGGCUUUCGUUGAGAAGUCCAGCUUUCCCAUAUACGACCGCAAGGCUCGAUGUGGAGUAUGGCGCACCGUUCUUUCGCGCGUCAAUCCCGGGGGAGACAUGCUUGUGAUGGUGCAAACGACGACCAUCAAGGAGGAGGACCGCUCAGCCUUUGUGGACCCCUUGGUCGCCGAACUGGUGGCCAGUGGUCUUGGCAUCUGUGCCAUUUAUCACCUGCACAACGACGAGGUGACAGAUGCGCCGAGGCCCAAUGCUUUGGUCACCUCGCUGCACGGGAUGCCGAGGCUGGAGAUGCCGAUGCUAGAGCUGAAGUUGGAGAUCGGACCACUGUCCUUCUUCAAUCCCAACACCACCACCUGCCGCUUCCUCAUGGAGACGGCGAUCAGGUACUUGAAGCUGCGAAAGAGCGAUAUCCUUCUGGAUAUUUUCUGCGGCAUUGGCACCAUCGGCCUUUGCGCUGCCGGCUACUGCGCCAAGGUGAUUGGCAUUGAUAUCGUGCAGGAGAACAUCGAGGAUGCUCGUCGAAAUGCGCAGCAGAACUCCAUCCUCAAUACGGAGUUUAUAGUCGGGAAGGCGGAAGAAGUCGUGCCGAAGAUCCUGGGGGACAUGGACACCUCGCUUGAGGUGGUUGCCGUGGUGGAUCCAUCCAGGGCAGGCCCUGCGACUUCGGGAUUUGACGGCUCGGUUUCCGGGCUUCCACGUUCAGGGUGUUGGUUUGAAAGAGACCACCAAGCUCCUUAUCCGCGACUUUUGGCUCAAGCCACGGUAUUUAUAGUAAGCCUUGUACACAACAUGGCACUGGGUGCGUCCCAGACUAAUUCCCGAUCCAUGCCACCUCGGCAGAACCCAGACUAA